Molecule: messenger RNA, 1323 nt
Organism: Paramecium tetraurelia
Lineage: Eukaryota; Ciliophora; Oligohymenophorea; Peniculida; Parameciidae
Exons: 1
Source: RefSeq, a predicted model, not a curated record
AUGUAAAAAAAAUGUGUUAAUAUAAUUGCCGAUCCUUUAAUUCCUUAUAAUCUUCUUAAAAAAUCCACACAAAAGGACAACAGCUUUUAUAUAACUUUAAAUCCUACUUUAGAAUAAGUAACUUUGGACACCUUAAUCUCUUUGACAUUGGAAAAAUUUGCCUUAAAUUGCAAGAAAUUUAAAACUAAGUUGAUGGAGAAAAAAAUUCAAUUUCCCUCUGCAUUUAAACUUGAUAUAAAAUAUGACUCUGUCACAAAAAUGAAGAUAGAUCAUCCAAUAAUAGCAUCCCUAAAUUAAAGAAUUAUUUUUAAUCCGUAGUUCACUAACUAGAAGAAUUUAUUCGAACAUCUGAAUUAUUCUGGAAAUGUUGAUUUUUUUGAUAAUGAAUUCUUAGAUGAGGAAUUUCAGGCUGAGUUAUUACUUACAUUAUUAUUUUGGGAGAUCCUCUAAAAAUUGAAAUUAAGAUCUGAUUCAGAUAACUAUGAUAUUUAUAUCUAUCCUAAUAGGUGUAACUUUUUUAUAGUUUAGAAUUAAAUCUCACCUUUCUUCUCCUCAAAUCAAACAAAAUCGAUGAAUCUGUUAAUAAAUACCUAAACUAUUUAAAAAAUUGAUAAUGGCCUGGAAAUUAAUAAAGAAUAUGAAUUACAUUUAUUUGAUGUGCAUCCUCCUGAUGAGGUUAUAAAUAAAGGAAUAAUAAUAUAGUUAAGAAAUAUGAAUGAGAAUGACACAUAGAUAAACUAAUAUUAAAAUUCAAAGUUCGAAUAUCGUAAUUUAGACCAAGUCACUAUUACUCCGACAUCAUAUUAUUUUAUAUUCAGUACAUUAUGUCAGUUUGAAAAGAAAGAUGAGUUGAUGCAUAUUAUAACUUUUGAUCCUUCAUAACCACCUAAAUGUUAGAAAUGUAAUAUUAAUAUCCAUCCAGAUGAUUUUGAUACAUUUUACACAAAAAAAGGGUUAUAUGACGUAUGGGAAAAAGGUUAGCUAUAUUUAUAAUAGCUUGCUUAAUUCAUAUGUCCGACCUUUUUAUUGGGUAAUUAAAAUUUUAAAAUCAUGGAGGAUGAGAAAAGCUAAGAUCUAUACGUUCAUUUUUAUUAAAAUCAUUAAAAAGGAAAAAGUUAAAUCCUCAAUUAAGAAUAAAAUUAGGACGGUUUUAAACAAAAUCCCAAAAUUUAAGAUAUUACAGAAUUUGUCUUAUUGUAUAAAAAACUAUAAGUUUGUUCUCCUUUUAAUCCUUCUAGUAUUAAAGAGACUGAUAAUUAGUUAUUAUAUUCUUUUAAUGAAUGUCUCGAGAGUGAUGAGGAAGCUAAUCAAACAGAAGGUUGA